This is a messenger RNA of Malassezia restricta, 2340 nucleotides long. Its product is annotated as dolichyl-phosphate-mannose-protein mannosyltransferase. The transcript has a single exon. Lineage: Eukaryota; Fungi; Basidiomycota; Malasseziomycetes; Malasseziales; Malasseziaceae. Gene Ontology annotation, cellular component: membrane; endoplasmic reticulum. Bases 1 to 2340 code for a protein of 779 amino acids. The record is from RefSeq and is a predicted model, not a curated record. Gene Ontology annotation, molecular function: dolichyl-phosphate-mannose-protein mannosyltransferase activity. Gene Ontology annotation, biological process: protein O-linked glycosylation via mannose.
AUGGUGUCAGAGGCCGCCAGCCAACUGCGUCGUCGGACGGCGCCUGCCUCCGCUGGGAAGACGAAAUCCAGCCAAAAGGGUGCGCUGAAUGAUCGCGUGCCACAUACCCCCGUCCAGGCAGGGCCGCGCCAUUCUGCCUGGGUGAAUGCCGGCAUCACUCUCGCGUUGCUGAUCGCAGCCCUCCUCGUGCGUGUCAUCUUCAUCCACUAUCCGGACGAAGUGGUGUUUGAUGAAGUGCACUUUGGAAAAUUUGCCUCCUACUACAUCAAGGGUGAGUACUUCUUCGAUGUGCACCCUCCGCUUGCCAAGCUCAUGAUCGCGGCCAUGGCGUGGCUCGCGGGCUUUGACGGCAAGUUUGAGUUUGAUGAAAUUGGUGAUUCGUACGUGGAGCACAAUGUGCCGUAUCGCAUGAUUCGGCUGCUGCUGGCCAUCGUCGGCGCUCUGCAGGUCCCGCUCGUCUUCCAAAUUCUGCGCGAGACGGGUGUAUCGUCGCUCAUGUCCAUCGUGGCGGCGCUUGCGAUUCUCGCUGACAACGGCCACGUCUUGCAGUCUCGCCUAAUUCUCCUGGAUGCGCCUCUCGUGCUGUUUAUGCUGUGCAGCUUGUACUGCUACAUCCGGUUCUAUGCGCAACGCUACAACCCCUUCAAGGCGGCCUGGUGGACCUGGCUCUCCCUGACAGGUGUGAGUCUGGCAUGCACGAUUUCGUGCAAGAUGGUCGGUGUGCUCACAUUUGCUACCAUUGGCGGUGCCGUCAUCCUGGAUCUGUGGAAUUUGCUGGAUAUCCGACGCGGUCUGUCCAUGCGCGUGUUUGUCAAGCAUUUCUGCGCUCGUGCGAUGUGCCUCAUUAUCCUGCCCUUCCUGAUAUACCUCGGCUUCUUUUACAUUCACUUUGAGAUCCUCACGCAGACAGGCUCGGGUGACACGUUCAUGAGUAACGAGUUCCAGCAAACGCUGAACGGCAACGAGUUCCUCCAGUCGCCCGUCGAUCUGCAUGCCUUCGACACCAUCACGCUUCGUCACCGCGGAACGAAUGCCUAUCUGCACUCGCAUGCGGACAGGUACCCACUCGAGUACGAGGACGGCCGCAUUUCGUCGCAGGGCCAGCAAGUGACGGCUUAUGAGCACCAGGACGCGAACAACCAGUGGCAGAUCUUGCCCCUGGAUCCCGUCGAUAAUGAAGACGGCUCCUUCAACGAGACGCUGCGUAUCAUCCAUCACAACCAGUAUAUUCGCCUGCUGCACGUCAACACGAGCUCGUACCUCCGCUCUCACGACGUCGCCUCGCCGCUCAUGCCGACCAACAUGGAGUUUACGACCGUGCCGGCCGACACCUUCGACCAGGCGGACGAAGAGACGGUGGCUGAUACCGUGUUCCGCGUUAGCAUCGACGGCAUCAAGAACGACGAUGUCAUAUGGCGCACGCGUGUAGACUCCGUCCGUCUGAUUCACAAUAGCACAGGCGUGGCGAUGUGGACGCACUCGGAUCAGCGACUGCCCGACUGGGGUUUCCAGCAACUGGAGGUGAACGGCAACAAGCACCCCAAGGACAGGACCACCCUGUGGAACGCCAUGGACGUGUACCCUGACCCGGCAUCGCCGCUGUACGAGUCGCGCUCGGACAUUUCUCAGGAGCCACUUGCGCCCAAGAAGCGCAGCUUCUGGCGCAAGUACACGGAGCUGCAGAGUACCAUGCUGUCCCACAACAACCAGCUGACCGACAAGCACCCGUAUGACAGCCGCCCCCAGUCGUGGCCGAUCAUGUACGAUAUUGUGUCGUACUGGACCAAGGAGACCACCCGGGAGCAGGUGACGUUCCUGGGCAACGUCGUGAGCUGGUGGACGAGCUCGCUGGCCGUGCUGGCGUUCGUGUCCAUCUUCGUUACCGAUCUCUUGUGUCGUCGCCGCGGUUUGUUUUACCUCAGCACGCCGGAUCGGUCGCGAUACCUACACACGACGGGCUUUUUCGUCUAUGCGUGGGCUUGUCACUACCUGCCCUUCUUCCUGAUGCAUCGCCAGCUGUUCAUCCACCACUACUUGCCUGCUCACGCAUGCUCUGUCUUGGUGCUGGGCGGCGUGCUGGACUUUGUGACGAGCCGCUCGAUUGAUCUGCCGCUGAGUCCUGCCGGCCCGGCACUGCAGCCCGAGCAGCUGCGUCCCACGAUGCGCCGGCGGUACACGCAGCUCGCCCAGCCAGUGGCGUUUAUCGUGGCGCUGUCGCUCGUGGCCAUGUUCCACUAUCUCGCGCCCUUCACGUACGGCAACGUGGGACUCGAGCGUGCCCAAGUGCAAGCGCGUCGAAUGCUGUCGUCAUGGCGCUUGCAGUUUGCCUCCGAUGUCUAA